Carcharodon carcharias (great white shark) is the source of this 6341-nucleotide messenger RNA. RefSeq names its product cadherin 17, LI cadherin (liver-intestine) (gene cdh17). NCBI's taxonomy places the organism in Eukaryota, Metazoa, Chordata, Chondrichthyes, Lamniformes, Lamnidae. The record is from RefSeq and is a predicted model, not a curated record. The transcript is spliced from 18 exons. Gene Ontology annotation, molecular function: calcium ion binding; cadherin binding. Gene Ontology annotation, biological process: calcium-dependent cell-cell adhesion; adherens junction organization; cell-cell junction assembly. Gene Ontology annotation, cellular component: adherens junction; catenin complex; plasma membrane. The coding region runs from base 262 to 2784 and encodes 840 amino acids.
GUGAAACUGUAGAUUGACUGUUGCUGCACCUUUGUAUAUGACCGAAAUGAUUUGAAACAGGGAUCUUUCCGCCUUAUUUGUUCAAACGCUCCAGUUGUGUUUUAUGAGGUAUGGAUUGAGAAAUCAUUAGCUGCAAUAAAGUGACAGUUAAAGUUUGACAAAGUCUAUUUGGUAUCAGGUUCUCAUUUUGUUACCUUCAAUCUCUGAACCAUUGAAGUUAAAGGAAAAGGCAGCAACUUGAUUGACAGAUACUGAGACAUCAUGAGGACAUCCAAUCACCAGCACAAUGGCAAACUGCUUUUAUUUUUUAUUGCAAUGGUUUUAACGACUGGAAAGAGUGCAAAGCCACGCAAAGGCCCAUUGCAGCCAAUAACACUUACGUCGACUGAGGGAGCUGAUGUUCCUAUUUAUUUUUAUGAGUUUACAGCAACCAACAGUGCUGUGAAGUUGUUUAAAGUGACUGGUGAAACAUACGGGAAGUUCUCCAUUUCAGAUGGAUGGUUGACUUGCAACAAGAGCCUGGACCGUGAAGAACAAGCAAAUUACAAGUUACAGAUAGAGGGCCUAAAUGAAAAUGAUGAGACGAUUGAAGGACCUGAAUUUGUGACAGUAAAAGUUCUUGAUAUAAAUGACAAUCAACCUUCAUUCACUGAAAAUCAAUAUGAAGGAGUUGUACGCCAGAAUUCCAGGCCUGGAAGACCUUUCAUGUAUGUAAAUGCUACUGAUUUGGAUGACCCUGAAACUCCUAAUGCUAAAAUUGAGUACAGCAUCUCACAGCAGGUACCAAUCAGUCAUGGUGCAGUGUAUUUCCAGAUUGAUAAUGAAACUGGGGCAAUCUCCACAACUGAAGACGGAUAUAACUCACUUGAUCCAACAGUGGAAGAUGCCUACCAGCUGAUAGUUAAUGCAAAAGAUUCAGCUGCCUUGUCUCUGACCACAAGCUCUGUGGUAAAGAUUACUGUAAAAGAGAAUUUGUGGAAGUCACCUGGUAAAAUAGAAAUUACUGAGAAUUCUACAGACCCUCAUCCCAAGAUAAUCACACAGGUGGAGUGGAAUGAACCUGGUGCAAUAUUUGAACUCAAGCCAAAGAACAAGAUGGCUUAUCCCAAAUUUCCAUUUGUAAUCGAUGCCACUGGUAACAUUAGUGUAACAGAACCAUUAGACAGAGAAGAGAUUAGUGAGUAUGUACUGUUGGCGUAUGCUCUGGAUAAAAAUAGAGAGCCACUGGAAACACCACUGGAAAUUGUGAUCAUCGUAAAAGACAUCAAUGACAAUCACCCAAUUUGUAAGGAUGCAGUAACAAUGAUUGAGGUGCAAGAAAAUGAAGAUAUAGGAAGCUUUAUCGGAACUGUGCUUGCAACAGAUGAGGAUGAAGAGGGAACAUCCCAUUCUUUAUUGAGUUAUGCAAUUGUUGACCAAGACCCAAAGAUUCCAGAAGACAACAUGUUCACUAUUGAUAAGUACAAUGGAAAAAUCCAACGUUUCAAAGGGCAUCUGCAGAAGCAAAAUGCACCUGAAUAUAUUUUAAAAGUCCGAGUCGCAGACCAACUAGGGCAGAAAGAAGGACUAACCACUGAAUGCAUGGUCAAUAUCUCUGUUAUUGAUAUCAAUGACAUGAUUCCUAUCUUUGAGAAAUCAGAGUAUGGCCCCAUCACCUUACCUGAAAACACUUCAUUGGAUACGGUACUGAUAGAAAUUCAGGCAACAGAUAAUGAUGAGCCUUUCACGGGCAGCUCUGAGAUAUUGUACACUGUUGUAGAAGGUGAUGAGGAAGGAACUUUCAAAAUUAUAACUGAAGAAAGUACAAAUAAAGGAAAGGUGCAGCUGGUUAAGCCACUAAACUUUGAAGAUUAUUCAGCUUAUAAGUUAAAGAUCAGUGCCACAAAUCCAGAACCACUAAUAAAAGGAGUGGAGUACAACUCAAGCUCGUUCACCUUCUUGUUCGUUAAUGUGACCAAUAAUGAUGAACCACCACAGUUCUUAGAGUCUUCAUAUCAAAAACGGAUAUUCGAGAAUGCCUCCAAGGGUGCUAUCGUGCUUAAAGUGGAAGCCAAAGACCCUGAAGGUGCUGGAGUGAGAUACAAACUAUAUGAUCCAGAUAAACAAUUCAAGAUUGACUCUGAAACUGGAGAGAUCUCCGUUGAAGGUGAAUUGGAUGCGGAGAAGAAAAACCAUUAUGAAAUUAAUGCCAUUGCAAUGGAGAAAGAUAAUCCUAACAAGCGUUCCACAGUAAGAAUCUCCAUUUACUUACAAGAUAUUAAUGACAACCCUCCCAAAUUAGCAGCAGCUUCCACUUCAUUUUCAAUUUGCCUCCCAGUUAAAGAAGAGGAGAAAAUAAUAAUCCAAGCUGAAGAUUAUGAUGCACAAUUUGGCCCUCCAUUCAAGUUUUCGAUCUCUAAAAAUCCAGGCAAAAAAUUCAACAUUGAACACAUAAAUGGUACUCAUGCCUUUGUCACCCUGGCCUUUGGUUCACACACUGAAGAAAUAGACUAUAAGAUUCCUUUGACAAUCACCGACAGUGGCUCUCCGCCUCUAGAAGGAAGCAGUUUCUUGGAAGUUACUAUCUGUAAGUGCACAAAAGGAAACAAGUGUUUCAUCCCGCUAGAAGAGCAAUCUGGACCAUCAAGAAUAGGUCUUGCAGUUGGAUUACUGCUUGGAACCUUUGCCGUUAUAGGUUUGAUCCUUGCAGUGGUACUUUUAAGAAUGAAACACAGAAAAAGUGAUAAAAUAGAUCCCAAAGCAACACGGAAUGCGAAUGAAACUAUACCUCUGGCUAAUGCGUAAUACUAGAAACUUGAAUAUCUACUGCACCCGAAGGAAAUUAUUUCACAGGGUCAACCUUGCAGUCUUUUGAAGAUCCUUUUACAAAUUCUUUUCUUCAUGAUGAGUGACAAAAGUUUUGAAUACAGCCUAAUUUGAUGUUGAUUUUACCGAAGCAUUUAUUUAUAACUAGGAUGCAUAGAGUGCAUUUAUUACAUUACAUUCUAUUGUGUCAUUAAAAGUGCUGUAUAAUAUUUGGAAUGCCAUUCAUCAAUCUCACUUUAUAGAAACUUAAUUUGAAGCUUAUUUUGAGUGAACAUGACUAUAGCAUAUCCAUUUUUGGAGUUUUAUUGUUAGGAUCUGUUUGAUCUUUUAAAAAAUUGCAAUUAAAAUUUGCUUUAUGAUGGUUUGCAAAUAUUUCUUUCCAAAAUACCAUAAUGAUUAUUUUUAUUAUUUUCUUUGCUAAUUAAUAUAAUAUGUAAAAAGGGAUGAUUCUGAGUGAGUACCAUAUAAGCCAAUUAUAUAGGUCAAGUUAGUGCACCCCGUGCACUUAUCAUGAAUUAUAUUUUGGCAUCCAAAAUGAAAUGACUUAGAUUUUCAAAUCUUCCUUAAAUGACUCAGCCUUAAGCCAGUCAGUUUAUGCCUGAAUCUUUGCUUAAUGAAUAAUACAAGCCAUGCACCAUUUCUGAUUUGACAAAGUCACAUGCCAAUGAUGCAAUGAUAUCUCAUGACCUGAAUCUCAUUGUGUUUCAUAUUUGCUAAGAAAAAUACUCGAUAAAUACGUCUUCAUAAAUGUUCUGACAGAUGAGCAGAGCUGAUUUCGGUGAUCUCAGCAAGAGCAGCAUUGUAGGCACUGCACUUGGUAAAAGGGCCAUUGGAGAAAAGAGGAGAAAAAGCAGCCAGGACUUUCGCUCCUGAAAAUUAACCAGUAACCUCCCUUGCAAAAAUGGACAUGUGUAAACAUCAGAUCAGGACAUGGUUGGGACUUGGCUGUGAUGAUCUCUGUGAUGAACAACCUGACAGCAUUUACUAACUAGGUUUGCACACAAAGGAUGCUCCUGGGCAGAAUAUUGGAUGGCUGCUGGCACUGGUGGAGCUGUAUCCAGACAAACAUCAGUGCUUUCAGGAAAAGAUGAGAAAGCAGCAAAAAGAAUUAGAUGGGUGAGGGCGGGGGAGAAAUAGCUGCUGUAAAUAUAUUGCUUCUAUUGCAUUCCAGAUAAAUAGUCUCUGCUGUUUAUUGAAAUUGUUUGUGUUCCCAGGAUAUCUUUCUUCUCAUAUUCCUUCUGGGUCCUCAUGCCAAAGAAAAUGCUGUGUAAAUAAGACUUAUGUUUGAAUUAAGGCGUUUUUCUGCCAGCUGUUUUUAAGCAUCUUUCCACAAUAUUAAUAUUAAACUGAAAUGUUAAUAGGAAAAAAAAAUGCUCCUGCUACAACUAGAGAAGAACAGAGGACAAGUUUUUAAGAAAAAGAUAAUUGUAAUUGCUUUGUAAUUUUGUGUGAUCAUGUUUAAAUGGCAGUAGAUUUAUCGCUUAUUUUGCAUGCGGAAAUAUUUUUUGGCCUCAGUGUUUUCUUAAUGGUUAAAUGUGAUUGCUUUAAUAUGAAAAUAUCUGCCAAGCUGACUUUUUGUGCUGUAGUUAUCAUUUUCUUCUGUGCAUGAACUUCUCACGGGGCUUCUGAUUAUCAGUGCUCAGGGAUGACUGGUGCUACCGACAAUUAAUUAUACAAUGACAACAAUAUCAUGCACCAGGACCUGGCUACUGGAAUGACUAGUUAGUUAGAAAUUACUGAAAUGUUUUUAUAAUGCCACGCUAUAAUAGCAUCUUUGAACUUCUCAAAACUCACCGAAUGGGGCCUCUUCUGUCUGGUUGUCAAAUUAGCAGACUUACUUCAUGUCAGAGAGAAAACCUCAUUAUAAUGGUUUAUAAAGAUGCAUUCAACCUCUGAAAGCAGGUGCAAACAAUCACUGUACAAUCAGCAUAGAACCUUCUUAUGUGGCAUAUUUAUCUUAUGUGAGAGCAAAUAUUCUACAAGAUCUACAUUUGAAAUAUUUUGAAUGUGACGUUUUCCAAAUUGUGAAUUGCUUUUGAGGAUAAUGGUGCUAAGAUAUUGUAAAUGUUGCCCUGAGAGAGAUUGAAAUGUGGUUGAGUGUGUUUAUAACAUUCAAAUAAAGGUGUGGCUGCUAAAUAAUGUAUUAGCUUUUCCAGCAGGGCUACAGGAAAUUAGAGUAGCAGAUUCUAUAAUGCUUUGUACCCAGAAACACAUUUAGCAUUUUAAAUGUAUGGAAAGAAUCCCCAAUAUACAACGUCACAUAACUAGAAAACCAUUGUCAGUCUUUUUUUCUUGUAGGGUCAAAUUUAAGUAAUUGAAGUUGUGCUUCACUAUUGAUUCAGUAGAUGAUGUGGCGUUAAACAUGAACCAUGGUUCUACAUGAACCAGAAAAGCUGAGACUAGAACAUAUAAUCUAUGUUGUUAGUGGAUCUUAGUCAGGAUGUUAAUAGGCCUUUACAAAUGGCCUCAGCAUUGAUGGUCUUGGGAGGGAGAAAACUGAUCAGGAUUCCUACAUCCAGUGACUUGGGAUUAAAUCAGCACUCACAAACCAUGGAUCUUUGUGGUCAGUGUAUCUCUGUUCCAAAUUGACUAGUGAGCCAUUGGAGGAGCACAGAUGAAAGAUUAAAAUACUGAAUUGCAAGUACAGCACUUUUAUAUCAUUGCUACUAUAUACAUAUUUUGGCACAAGGUGGUGCAAUGAGUUAGUACAUUAUCCUUAACUCUGUGGUGUCUGGGUUCAAAUUGAUGGGAUGAAAGUUUCCUCUUUCUGCUGACUUUAAGGAUUUCUCAGCACUCACAAACCGUGGAUCUUUGUGGUCAGUAUAUCUCUGUUCCAAAUUGACAAGUGAGCCAUUGGAAGAGCACAGAUGAAAGAUUAAAAUAAUGAAUUGCAAGUACCGCACUUUUAUAUCAUUGCUACUAUAUAUAUUUUGGCACAAGGUGGUGCAAUGAGUUAGCACAUUAUCCUUACCUCUGUGGUGACUGGGUUCAAAUUAAUGGGAUGAAAGUUUCCUCUUUCUGCUGACUUUAAGGAUUUCAUGUUAAAUAAGCUUGGACAGUCUUAGCUCCUAGUGCAAUACAAGAUGGAAAAUCCCACAGAGAAAAUGGCCACAAGGAUAGCUGGUGUGAGUAAAGGGAUAAGCUAACAGCUGGAAUAGGCAUAUUAUUGGGCAGAGUAGGGGGACUGUUGCUCUGCAUCAGACCUGAGACUUGGAAAGUGUUCUACACUGGUGCUGGGUGCCAAGUUGGAAGCAGUCAGAUCCUUCUUAUUGAAUACAAACUCACUAAAAUAGAGGUAUAUUCAAAAAUGGGAUUGAAUCUUUUUUUUACAAUCCAGCUUUAUUGUGCCGCCACUGUUUUGUUUUUGUACUUUUAUAUGGAUCACACAAUUCCAAGCUGUAGUAUUUUUAUAUUUGGUCUAUCCUCAUUGCUAAGAUUGAUGAAAAUUGCAAAGAAAUAAAAAGCAAUAAGCUACUCCAAUGUAAUAUUUUUGUAUGGGCUGGAUAUUAAAAAAUGAAUUAAAAAUGAGAAAAAAA